Molecule: messenger RNA, 867 nt
Organism: Ilex paraguariensis (yerba mate)
Lineage: Eukaryota; Viridiplantae; Streptophyta; Magnoliopsida; Aquifoliales; Aquifoliaceae
Source: the annotation of a GenBank genome assembly
AUGGUCUUAUUCCAGCCACUAGGAUCAAGCCUUAGGAUGCUCUAUGCAUCAGGUGACAUGGCCAUCCCUAUGGACUGUGUUGUGGUUUGUAUCCCUGGAACCCAGAAUCCAUAUGGCGUGUUUGCUUGGACGAGGGGCUUGUCAAGUUAUCUUGCCGAACCGUGGCAUGGCACUUUGAUCCAUUCUGGAGUUAGAAAAGUUCUAAACAAAUUCCGACACAGCAGGACGGCUCAAUCAGAAAAAUUUCCCUGUGACAGAAACAUUGCUAAUAUCACAUCAGGAAGCCUCAAGUAUAGUUUUCUUGACAAGUCUGUUGGAUUAUCAUCUUUGUUUGAGAUAAGCAGAGACUCUGUAGUGGAUGAUACUUUACAGAUCGUUGAGGCGUGCCACCCAUUGCAUGUUCCUGGUUUUGAAAGUUUGAUCAUUCCUAUUAAAACACGAGGUUAUGUGUUGAAAGUGAUUAAUGGGAAUACUGCACUUGUACGGUGGGAGGAGCUGUAUUUGGAUAGCACUGAGGAAGUCCUUGUCACUCUUGACUUGCUUAGUCGGUUGGUGACCUUUAAUGCGGCUGUAUGUUCUGCUUUUAUGGAAAUUGGAAAUUCUUUACAUGAAGAAGCGACUCCAAUGAAUGGGCAAGUAGAGAAGUAUGCAUGGAUUAAUUUUGUUCAGAUCAUUUGCACUUUGGUCAAAAAUCACAAUCCUAAUUGUGAUGGUGUGGUGAUGAUGUCCCUGGGUGUAAAUAUUUUGGCGAAGAUGUUAAAAUGCUCACCAUCUAUAGUCACUAUAAUGGUUCUGAAGGCAAAUAUUUUUGAUGUUGCUUCAAGGACGAAUCCCUUUGAUGUUGGCUCUAAUGGUUUAUCAAGGUGA